AUGUUUAGAAUCGAAUCAUAUAUUACAUCGAUCAUACUAAGUUAUGUUGAAAAAUAUGUAAAAAACUUAAGGCGUCAAGAUGCUCAAGUAUCACUAUGGGACGGAGAAGGUUUAUUUCAAAACUUGGAAUUAGACUUAGAUGUUUUGGAGAAAGAGUUAAAUUUACCAUUUAUUGUAAUAAGUGGUCAUAUAAAUCAACUGUUAAUUAGAGUUCCAUGGACAAAACUAGGAUCAGAAGCAGUUAAAAUCACUAUUGACACAAUAGAAUGUGUUUUAAAAUUAAAGACUCCUCAACAGAGGAAAGCUAAGAAGAAUGAUACAAGUGAUAGAGCAAGUACCGAUUAUAAUGAGUUACCACCUCCAUCAUAUGUACAGAGUUUGAUCAACAAAAUUGUUGGAAAUCUUUCUGUAACAUGCAAUAAUGUCAUUCUAAAAUAUAUUGAAGAUGAUAUAGUUCUGUCUAUGAAUAUAAAGUCAAUUACUCUAGAUUCAUGUAAUUCAAACUGGAUACCUGAUAUUAUUGAGUUAACACCAUCUCAAUUAACAUUAAGAAAAAUUAUUAAUCUAUCAGAUGUGACUAUUUGCUUGGAUAGAAGAAAUGCUUCAGGAUGCAUAGAAACUUACUUAGAACCAUUAUUAUAUAAAUGUUCAUUAUCCAUGCGAUUAUGUCGUAUGUUUCGAUCUCCUCAUUCUGCCCGACCUUAUACAACUCAAAUGGACAUAUUUUGUUCAAAGAUUGCAUUUAUUCUUACUGAACCUCAGUUACCAAUGUUUUUGAGAUUGUUAACUUUGAUAUUAGAAUUAAAUCCGACUGAUACUCCAGAAACAAAUACCUGUAUUGAUGACGAAAUUCAUAACAGAAGUCCUAGCAGCUGUAGUUCAAUUUCAGAAUCAAAUAUAACCAAUAAUGAUGGUUGGGUUGAUUGGAUGUGGAAUUGGGUACCAAGUGUUAGUCUAACUAGCGAAGUUAACGACCUCUCUCUUAGUCCAGAAACAGCCAUUAGUGGUGGUCAUACAUUAAAUACUGGAAUAUACAUUGAUACCCUUUUAUUUGUUCUCAAAAUCAAAUCAAAUAAAAAAUUAAAUGAUUAUAGACCAUUAUUACAAAUUGCUUUUAAUGGUACUUUACUUGAAAUGGUGUCUAAUCCACCAGAUUGGAUAAAUGUGCAGUUUGGUAUUAGUAAAGCUAGCAUAGAUUCUAUUGGAGAUUGCACUUGUGGUGCUCAAGAUUGUUAUACAAAUAAUUAUUUUUCAUCAGGCGUGAUACAAGAUUCAUAUUUAUCGAAGUCAUUAUUUCAAGAUAAUAACAUUAAUGCUUUUAAUGAUAAUAUAUUUUCAUUUGAUGAUCAUUUGACUACAUUUAGUGAAACAAUUCUCUUAGAAAAGACAACUGCAUUUGCAAUUGAUUAUUUAUUCACUCAAAUACCUAACACACACCAGAAUAAUUUUAAUGAUGAUAACGAAAAUGUGUAUUUUGUAUCGGAAGAAAAAUGCUUAUUACGAUUUGUUGCGGGACCAAGUACUUUGAAUAUAUCAUCAGGCCUUGUUCAUCGAGCUGAAUUCAUAUAUAAACUUAUUCUUGGUCAUGAUUUAUUAGUAUUUACCGCUCCUCUACAACCUCCACGUUUGGAUACUGAUGAAAAGUUUAAUGCAUUGAUUAAUUCCUAUGUCCAAGUAAUGGUAUAUCAGUUCACAAUUUUUAACCCUACGAUUAAAGUAUUUCCUGCUUGUCAUGUACGAAUUUCAACUUCAACUCAGAAACACAAGAAAAAUCAAAAAAUUUGUUCAAAACAUAUUGAUCCUGUAUUUGAAAAUCCACCAGUUGCUAUUUUUGAAUUGAAAGUUCUUGAUGGUCGAAUUGUUACACCUAAAAAAAAAUUUAAAUGGGCAAUAUUACCACGAGUUAUUGUUCAAAAUAUUUCUGAAGAAAAAAAAGCACAAUUGAAAACCAGGACUAUUUUUAGAGUAAAAGAUUUGAUAGCAAAUCUUGUCCUUUCUGAAUCAAUACAGAAAUUGUUAGUAAUUAAUAAUAUAGGAUUUAAUACUACAAUUGACAUUGAUUCAAAUUCAGAUUGCAUAUUAGACAUAGAUAUGAUUAGUUUUUCCACAUCAAAAGAAAACUGCUUAUUGAUGUAUUACAUAAUUCAUUCAAUAAUUAUGUCAAAUCAUCGACGACUUUUGCAAGUUAAUAAUUUUAUUUUUAAAUCAUCUUUAUUAGAUGAUACUCCAGGUACAGUUGUAUUGAAAUUCAACUUUGAAGGAGUUAAAGUAUACUAUAAAUCAGAAAACCAAGUAACUUGUACUAAAAUUAUACUCAAUAACAUCAAUGCUAAAAUGGCAACAAACAGUUCAAUAAAUGAUAAUAAUACAAGUGCUAUUAUAUUCUCAACUCCAGAAUUUAUUAAACACUCUGUACCAUUUCUCCAUGUAAUUAUUCAAUUUCCAUCCGAAGUAGAUGUUAAUGAAACACCUUUAAUAUAUUUAAAAAUCGGACAGUUAGAUAUGAAUUUAGACCCAAUGUUAUUUGAAUGGUUAGUUUAUGUACCCAAAGUAAAUAAGCAAAAAGAAAUAAAGAAGAAAACUUCGACAUCUGAUUUAGCAUUUUUCAGCGCUCCCAGUAGAAAAAUUUCAGAAACUAGCAUUAGCAGUGAUCCAAAAAAAAAGUAUCCUAAACCAUCUAUCCAUAGUAGUGUUUCAGAUAAUAUUUCAUUUCAUUCAGCUAAUUAUAUGCAUUUAAAAAAUGAAACUAAAGAAAAUAAAAUUGUACGUUUAUUCAACAAAUGGAAAUCAUCAAUGGUUUUUGUUGAUACAUCAAGAAUUGCAUUAUAUUUCCCUAGCAAAUCAUUGUCAAUGUUAAAAAAAUCUCAAAGCUGUAAAAAUUUGGAUCUGAAGGAAUUAAUUGAGUUGUCAAGUAUUAACGAAGAUGGAUUACUUGUAUUAAGAAUAUCUAACAUUUCCUUAAAAUGUGUUGUACCACAAAAUCAAAUGGAACAGUAUUUAAAUACAACUCCAGUGCGCUUUCCUUACACUUUAUGGUCUCCUGAUGGUGUAUAUUUUCCAUGGCAACUUAAUUUUUGUAAAUUGGAAUGCUAUACAAUUCAUAGUACUUAUGAUAGCACAUAUCAAAGAUCAUAUACCCAUAAAAUACAACUUCUUUAUCCAUUUAGUGCUCAAUGUACAUUAGCUAUUACAACUCAAUUUCAUAACAAUAAUAUCCAAACAUUGAAAAGCUUGGCUGCUUGCAUACAUUGUGAUUCUGAUCCAAUUUCUAUUUGCAUAUCAGAACAACAAGUACUCCUCGUUGCUAAUUUAUUGAAAAAACAAAUGGAAGUUUACAAAGUUAUAUUUGCAAACAUUGAAUAUGGAACAUUUUUUAACCGAUCAGUAGCCCAUGAGAUGUCAUCUAUUCCUGAAGAUGAACCUGUAGAAUCCAAAACACUUCAAUUUGAUUUUAAAAAAACAGAAGAAACUUUAAAAUUAUCUGGUUGGUUUCAAUGGACUCUGGCUAGGUUUUCAUUGAUCAUAAAAAAUAAUCCAAAACACAGUUCAUCAGAAAAUGUUAAGUUGGUAUUAGAUUUAGAAGACGUUAUAAGUUCUUUAGACUUUGGGCUUUCAUACCAAAAAUUAAAAUUAAAAAUAUCAUCUGCUUCUAUUCAGCACUUCACAAAAAACACGAAGGAAGAACAAUGGAAACAUGGACCAUAUUUAGGGCUUAUACUUAAAGGUUAUGAUCCAUUAAACAGCUCAGAAAAAUCAUCAAAAACUGAUGGUUUUUUAAAUUUUACAUUAACUCGAGCUAUUAAAAGUUCUUUCCAAGGACCCAAGUCAAACAAGGAUAUUACACCCUUACAUAUGGUCAGUGACGAAAUGCUUAAGUUGAACCAACAACUAAUGGAUGAAUAUAUUAUGGAAAUUGUAAUCAAAGUGCAACCAAUCGAUAUUGUUAUAUCCCCUUUAAACCUUCACCAAUUCUUAUCUAUAAUUGAUCCUCUUUUAGAUAUACUUAUAAAUUCAAAAUAUAUACUUAACCCUUUAUCAAACUCCCAUAAUAAGUUAGAACCAAGUAAUGAAUUCAUAGGUUUAACUUUACCAUUAUUUUAUUUGGAUAUUGCAUUAUUAAGAAUUUUCAUUCCAAUUUCUCUACAAAAUAAAAAAAACCAACAUCAAGAUACUGCUAUAAUUCAAGUUAAUUCAAUAAAAAUAAAUCAAAAUCCUGAGAAUCCAAUUACGCGAACACCACUCAGAAAAGAUCUAUAUGUUGAAGCUGAAAAAAGAGGGUUAUUAACUAUUCCAGGGUCAAUAGUUGAAGAUCGUCAAUAUCAAAUUGUUAUAAAUGGAUUUUCAAUAAAAACCGGAUUUUGGAAUGAUCUCAAACAAGUUUUGGAAUGUUAUCAAGUUUUAUCCACUUUGGAUACUGAUCAUCAACCAAAUGCUGCUUUGUUGUGGAAUGAAGGAAAAAGACCUAGGGCUAUGGGGAAUUCAAAUUUGGAUGAGAUUAAUACAUCAACUUUGUUUAGUAAAGUAUCUUUUCACUCAGUAUAUGCACCUGCAAUCAUAUUUGAACCAGAAAACACAUUAGUAUGUGGAAGUUGGAUGGAAGUGAAUACCUUAAAUGAAAUCUCAAUCACAUUAUCAGUAGAACAACUUAACUUAUUUAAUAUAUUAGCUUCUCAAAGCAAUGAAUAUAUAUUAAGCCAUUUAAAAACAAAUUAUACUCAUGUUAUUGUACAAGGUGAAAAAGUACAAUCAAAAUUCAUAACAGAGUCCUUAACUCAGGAUAGUGGUAUUCAUUCGACUGAAGAUAAUAGUACAUGUUUCUAUCAAGAAAAUGGUUCAUUAAUUGAAAAUAAAAUAAACAAUCAAUCAAAUAUUGCAAUUUUCAUAAAGAAGGAUACUAAUAUUGUAAAUAAAGUUCCAAUUGAUAUUAUCAUCACAGGAAAUCAAAUCAAUUUAAAUAUUUUUAAUUGCAUAAAAAAAAAUGAUAUCAAAGUAUCUGAACCUUUGCUCUUUGCUGUGGUUCAUCAACCUCAUGUAUUUUUUUCACUAUCUAGUACUUCCGAUUCUUGUCAAGUAAUUUUUUUUGAUCUGACAAUUUCAUUAGCUCCAAAAAAUGAAUCAUGCAUCGAAAUACCAGAUCCUAAAAUGUAUUCAGUUCCGCUGUUUAAAACUAAAUCCAAUACAAUGGAUGAAAUUCCUUUAGCAUUUUUCACAUUAAAAAUGUCUCGUCCUAUUACAGUUAGCCAAUAUAAAGUUGAACUAAAUUUAGGAAGAGCUAUUUCUUUAUUACUAAACAAACAAAAGAUUGAUCACUGUUCUAAUUUAUUAGACCUUGUGAAAAAAAUGUUACAUGAAGGUAUUUUGCCUCAUGAAGAGACUAACAAUUAUAAUUUUCAAACAGAUUCAAAAUUUGAUAAACUUGAAAUUCUAAGUCCGUCUUUUAAAAUUGAUUCUGUUGUAUCUCAAUAUGUGACUGAUGAAUUUGAUCCUCGUAAAUAUGACAAUCCAGUUCUUGAUUCAACUGCUAAUACGAGUGUAAUCAGUGAAAUAACUAAUGAAAAUGUUGUUGACUAUCCAGUGUCAUCAGUUAACGAAUAUUGUUGGUACUCAAAACCAAUAGUUAUGAAUUUAACUACUCAACAAAUAUUUUUUCAAUUAUCUACUGAAAAUAAUAAUAAUAUUGUACUCAGCAUUGAAAGUAUUCUUUAUAAAUUAAACUGUCUGUGGCGAAAACCAUCUGAAAGGAUGAAUGGCGAAAUAACAUUAAAUAGUGUGACAAUAUCUGUUGGACACGAUUACUCAAAUAAUAAUACAAAUGAAUUGAUAUUACAUCCAUGGACAAUGACAUUAGAAAUUAUUUUAUCAUCUGAUCCUUGGGUACCUGAAUACUUAAGACCAACAAAGCAACUAAAAAUAUUAACAGAUUAUAUAUCGUUCCACAUAUCUCCAGAUCAUUACAAUACAUUAAAAUUAAUGUGGAAUGAAUAUAAAUAUCUAUUUGAAUAUAAUAAAAAUACUACUAAAAAACAAAAUCAAAGUUCUGAAUCUGAUGAACAAUUUUAUCAAGAUGAUCUUAGAGCUGGAGCUUUUCAAUUUAUCGAAACUACUAAUUCUGACUUACCUUUGCCCUAUCAGAUAUUUUUUUCGGAACAUUUAUUGAAUAAUCCACCUAAAAUUACAUGGCGAUACCCUCAACCUAGAACAUUAACAAAAAUUGAAAUACAACCAGUUCCUAUGGAUGUGGACAUAGACGUUAAAUUUCAUUUACAAUGGUAUGAUGAGAUACAAAACUGUUUUAGAGACCAUACUAUUUUCAUAUUUCCAAAAUAUGAACCGAUGCUAUUGCGACUGGAAUCACUGGAAGCUGUUUCAAACACAUGGCGUAUUAUUAUGGAUAAUUCAUGUGCAAAUCAUUAUCCACUACAGAUAAAGAGUUUAGUUGGAUGCCUUAGAGUUGACUCAUAUUUUUCACCAAGCCUAGUACCACAAUUACAACUAUCAUUGUCAGCCUCAUCAAUUAAAAUUAAUAUUGCAUAUCAUAUUAAAAAAAAAACAUAUUUAUCACGAUACCAUUGCAUUUCUGAUGAUCCCCCAAAACAUAAACUAGUCAUUUUUAUUUUGGAUCAAGUAAAUAUUGGCUUUAAACUUCAAGAAGGAGAAAUGAAUACAUCAGCUCAAGCACAUUUGAGACUUGAACUAUUAAAUUAUGGAACAUUAACACAAAUUCCUAUUGUAAAAUCAUUUUGUUUAUUUACAAGUCAUCACACAACUAAGCCAAAACCGGAUAUUCAAUACAACAUUCAAACUGGAGCAAUUGCAUGUCAAUUUGGUCCAAGUAUGAUUAACUCUUUGAUGGCAGCAGUGCAGCUAUGGAAAAAUAAUACUUAUUUUAUUACCACACCAUAUAUUAUUUGUAACGAUACCAAUUUUGAAAUAAUAUUUGGCCAAGCAAGUACCAAUGAAGUUAUCAUUCUCAAUAGUUUACAAUCUUACCAAUACACAUGGCGAGUGCCUACUGAACAUCCUCAUCUACGAUUUAGUGUUGGAGAUGCCGAUAAUUUGUCUUGGAGUAAUGAAAUAAGUUUACGGACUGAAGCUUUGAUGUCUUUAGCUGUAAAAAACCAUAAAGGAGUAUCUCAUAUUUUAAUAGUGUCAAUUACAAAUAUGUCACCCUCUCUUAUAAAAGUUAUUGUAUCCAGCCAAUUAAGCGUUUUAAAUAAAACAAAUUAUUUGUUGGAUGCUCGAUUUACCAAAAUCAAACAAGUAGAAGAACAAAAGGAUCUCAAUAACUUAGUUUUGCAGACUUUAUCAGUUUCCCCUGAAAAUAAUUCACCAUCAAUAAUGUUAUAUAAUGGACUUAAAGUUACUUUAAAAUUAAGUUUUCAUACUCCUAAUCAUGAAGGUCCUUGGUCUGGACCUAUUCCACUACAUGCUGUUGAAUUGACUAAUGGGAAUCAAAACUCUUGGCUAGUCAAAAUUCCUAUGAAAGAUAAUAUUAAGAAAUAUCGUAGUAUUUGGUGUCGUUUAAUCAUUGAAAACAUUAAUAAAAUACCUCGUAUGUUGAUUUUAUUAAUGCCAAUGUAUGUUGUUCGUUCAUACUUGCCUUAUAGAACUUUAUUAAACUUUGAAUUAGUUGAUAAUAAAUUAGAACGUAAUACCAUUAUAGAAGCUAAAUCUGCCAUGGCCUUAAAUGAUAUACAACAUAUUGAUUUGCCUGGUACUAUGAAAGAUGUCUACAAUUUAACUAUUAAAUUAAACGAGGAGUCUUCGGCAUCCUCUCCGCCAGUAUCUAUAACAUAUUAUAUGAAUAUUGACAUUCCUGAGUUAUUUAAUGAUAGUUAUUUUACAAUUGAAGAUCUCCUUAAUGGAAAAUAUACUAUAAUGGAUUCUGAUCUUCAAUGGCCUUUUGUUGGUCAACAAUAUUCAAGCAUCAAAUGGAAACAAUGUGAAUUGCCAGACACUGAAACUACCGUUAAAGUUCAACAUUAUGGACAUCUUGAUCACAGUAAUGGUUUAAGUCGUGUAAUUGUUGUACAACCUUGGGCAUUAAUAGUUAAUACAUCAAGUCAAAUCAUAACAUUGUGCAAUGCAACUGAUGUCCUUUGUAACAUAGAUAAUUUUUGUGUUGUGGCACCUCCAGUUAUUGAAAAUACAUUUUAUAUUGAUCUAAAUAUUGAAGAUACCACUCAUCGAUCACAACCCCUUCAACUAUCUAAUAGUCAGUCAUUCUAUAUGCCAUCAGUCAAUGGAUUAAUUCCUUUAAAGGGUCAUACAUCAGUUGUAAUAAACUGUGAAAACCAUAUUGGUUAUUUAAACGUUUGCUCUUUGGAACAUAAUAAUAUGAGAGUUAUCCAUAUUCAAAGUUUAUACGUUGCUACAAAUCAUAGCUCAAUUGAUCUAAAAGUAUUAGCAGUUUGUGCAAUACCAUCUUCUGGUGUCUUAGAUAUUCCAGAAAAUGCUGAAGAGAUUUCAGUUGAUUUACCUAAAAAUUUAAAUGAUCUUGGUAAACCAUUAGUAAUGUGGACAUUAAUUGGCAAAGAAUCAGCCAACGAAGAUUUGGAGCAAUAUUUAAUACUAACUUCAAAUGGUAACAUUAGUUGUCCUAUCAAACUAACUGACAUUGUGAAAGAGGAACGUCCAUUGCCUGUUCUAUUUUCAAGCUGUGAUUCUAAUCCAUUAAUUUGUGUCACAUUACAAGAAUUGGAUAAUCAAUAUUUUUUCACAAUAUAUAAUCAACCAUAUCCACAAUUUAUUCUUUACAAUUAUUGUCCAGUAUCAUUAACUCUUGCCCUUAGUAAGAAAUCUAAAUCUAAAUCCAAAUCUAAAGAGCCAAUGCCAUUUUCAAAUGAUUGGAACUGGACAUACAGGAUAUCUUCUGGAAAAAAUGCAUACAUAUCAUUUCCAUACUCAGUAUCAUGCAAACAGAUACCCAGAGUAUUAAUUGGAGUAGACAAAAAGCCUUUUAAAGGUUGGUUUGCAAGUAUAGAAUUGAGUGUUUGUGAAAGCAGAUUAGUGCCAGUCCCUGGACAAAUGAAUGACAUAAAAGUUUUGAUUACAAAAAGAGCAUUUACAUUAGAUGUAAUUUUCAAACCAGCUGCACAGUUUGAAUUUUCAGCUAAUGAAGUGAGAUUAAGACUAGCUAAAAGUGACCAAUUCAAAGGUACCUUAUCAUCAAAUAAUGAAGUACUGAAUAAUGUAAGACUAGAAAAUGUUCGGACUCCUACAAGUGCCUUACAAAAUAUAUGUUCUUCAUCAGUCAAUAAGCUUUGGCCUUCGAUAAAAUGCCAUAUUCAUACAUUUAUACUAAUUUUAUUUAUUGAUGACAUUGGAUUCAAUUCAAAAGCAGUAGCUUCAAUGACUUUAGAUAAUAUUGCAGCAACUUUAGAUGGAAAUCCAGAUUCUUCAAAAGAAGGAGAAAUGAAUCUUGUAAUGUCAAUAAAUAACAUUCAAAUUGAUAAUAACGCAUUUAUUGAUGGGCAUUAUGAUUUUCCUGUGAUACUUGUAAAGCAAAAGAGAAAUUUUGAAGAAGUUUAUUGUGAUACAAGUUUUUUGAAACCACUGUCAAAUGUAAUCAAUGAUUUGAGACAAUUAGAUUCUGCUAUUAUUAUAAAAUUGACAUUAGAUAAGUCCUACUAUUCAACACCAGUGAUUUUGGAUCUAGAAAUAACAUUAUUUACUUUUGAAGCAUUUAUAGAAGAUCGCUACUGUUAUUAUAUGUUGGAAAUAUUGAAAAGUUUUAAAUCAACAAUGUCUUCUACAGUAGAACAUAAUCUUGUCAUGGAUGAAUUCAUUCCACUUCAUUACUUAGUACUAGCACAUUCCCAAGAAUUUCGUAAUCCUUUAGUUUUUAGAACAUUUACUAUUAAACCUUUUAAAGUAAUGAUAAGCUUACAUACAUCAACAACGUUCUAUGUGGCUCUCGACCGGUCUCCUUUAGAUUUUACAGAAUUUUCAAAAACAGAUUUAAUUGCUUCUUAUUAUCAACUUGGUAGAAGUUUGUCAUUGCAUUAUUUUUUAAAUGCAAUAUACGGUACUGGAUGGGCAUUGGGUUCAUUAGAAUUCUGGGGCUCUCCUGGCGGUCUAGCACGAUCUGUCGGAACUGGAUUGUAUGAUUUUGUGACAUUAUCUGCUCAGGGCAUGACUGAAGGACCAAAAGAAUUUUUUGUCGGUGUCUUAAGUGGAUCUGCAUCAUUAGUCAAGCAUGUUACAACAGGUGCAUUAUCAUCAGUAACAAAAUUUGCAUCUAGUUGGUCUAGAACAUUCAACCGAUUAACAUUAGAAGCUGAAGAUUUGGAACAAAUUGAAGAGAUUAGACGUUUACGACCACAGAAUUUAUCACAGGGAAUCAUACAAGGUCUAAGUGAAUUUGGAAUUAGUUUGUUGGGAGCAGUUGGUGGAUUAGUAAAUCAUCCAAUACAAUAUGCGAUUCAAGAAGGCCCUGAAAGAAGAAGGGGAUUUGUCAAUACUGUAGCUAUAGGUUUUGUCGAAGCCAUUACAAAACCAAUAAGUGGAGCUGCGGAACUAGUAGCAAUGACAGGCGAAGGUUUUUUAGCUGGCGUAGGUUGGAUUAAAAGUCCUCAGUUGCGUUCAAGUCUCAGCAACAGUGAAAUAGGAUUUGGUGCAUCAGAACUUAGAUACUCAUGGCUAAUAUUAAACAAAUAUUUGAGCACAACAGAGCAAGUUCUAUUGACUUGCGAUGCAACUGUAGAUAAUUUAGACCAAGAACUUAAAGUAUCGGAAUUAACAUUGGUCUUGACAAAUAGAUUUUUAUAUUUAAUCAAAGAUCCAAAUUGUAUGAUGCCGAAUGUACUACGCUUACCAAUAACUCAAAUUGUUACUCCUAGUCUACGACACCGUGAUCCUUCACUGAUUACAAUAACUAUUUGUAUGACAGCACAGAACGAUACAGCAUAUUCUCGAGUUGCUGAUUAUGUACGUAAAUCACAAAGUUUUUUAAACAUGGAAUCAAAAACUGAAUCAGAUAAUCCAGAUCAAACACAUAAGUUGUUGGUCAGUCCACAGAUUCGGAAUCAUAUAUUAAAUUCAAUUGAAUUCCUCAAACGACAUAUUCAGAAUAAGGGAUAUGCAGUGAUAUAAUAUACCUAAGUAUUAACCAAAAUAUUUUGUGCAAUAAAUACACAUUUUAAAAAAGCCUGUGAUAACUACAGUAUAAUUUUUAAUUUAUUAAUG
Molecule: messenger RNA, 11187 nt
Organism: Myzus persicae (green peach aphid)
Lineage: Eukaryota; Metazoa; Arthropoda; Insecta; Hemiptera; Aphididae
Gene: Vps13B
Product: vacuolar protein sorting-associated protein 13B
Exons: 53
Coding region: 1-11094 (3697 amino acids)
Source: RefSeq, a predicted model, not a curated record